AUGGCGACGGCGGCGCUCAGCCGCGGCGCGCGCUCCGGCCUCCCACUCCUCGCCGCAGGCGCCGAGGCCGCCUCAGCACCCGCUUCUCGUGCAUUCCAAUCUACUGGCGUAAGGAGGAUGGGGGCGCAUGCUCAUGAUGAGCCAUACUACGUCCACGCCAAGCACAUGUACAACCUGCACAGGAUGAAGCACCAGCAGCUUAAGGUGUCCCUCGCCGUGCUGGCUGCGGUGGGCACUGGUGUUGGAGUCCCUGUGCCGCAGUUGAGUUCAAAAGGUGAGGCGGCGAGAUCGAAUCAAGCGGAGCGGAGCGUACCCAUGGCGAUGGCGCUGCGUCGGGUGCUGCUUCCUCUCCUCCUCUUCCUCGUCAUCUUAGUUCUGCGGCCGCAGAGCUGCUGCGUAGCCAGUGACGGAGGCGGAGGGGAGCCGGCGGAGUUCGAGAUCCCUCGGGACGGGAGCGUGCUGGAGCUUGACGAGAGCAACUUCGAGGCGGCGGUGCGCGCAGCCGACUUCCUCUUCGUCGAUUUCUACGCUCCCUGGUGCGGCCACUGCAAGCGCCUCGCCCCGCAGUUAGAUGAGGCCGCUGUGGCGCUGGCUGGACUGAGCACACCUGUCGUUGUGGCUAAAGUAAAUGCCGACAAAUAUAGGAAGCUCGGCUCUAAAUACGGGGUAGAUGGGUUCCCUACUUUGAUUCUUUUUUACCAUGGAGUACUUUCAGAGUACACAGGUUCAAGGAAGGCUGAUUUGCUAGUUGAGAACCUUAAGAAGCUUGUUGCACCUGAUGUUUCUGUGCUUGAGUCAGACUCGUCAAUUAAAGGCUUUGUUGAAGCGGCUGGCAUCAAUUUUCCAUUGUUUAUUGGGUUUGGAAUGGAUGAGUCAUUGAUUGUUGAAUAUGGAGCAAAGUACAAGAAGAAAGCAUGGUUUUCAAUAGCCAAGGAUUUCUCCGAGGAUAUGAUGGUUGUGUAUGAUUUUGACAAGUCACCGGCGUUGGUUUCUGUUAACCCAAAAUAUAAUGAGCACAGUGUAUUCUAUGGUCCAUUUGAGGGAACAUUUUUGGAAGAUUUUAUAAGGCAAUCCCAACUGCCUGUAACUGUGCCCGUAGAUAGAGAGACAGUGAAGUUAUUGAAAGAUGAUGGGAGGAAAGUUGUUCUUACAAUUUUGGAGGAUGAGUCAGAUGAAAAUUCUCCACAACUAAUAAAAGUGUUGAGGUCUGCGGCCAAUGCAAACCAUGAUUUAGUGUUCGGAUACGUGGGAGUCAAGCAAUGGGAGGAAUUCACCGAGACUUUUGAUGUGAAGGUUCCGCAGCUGCCGAAGAUUAUUGUCUGGGACACAAAAGAGGAGUAUGAAGUGGUUGAGGGUUCAGAGAGUCUCAGAGAAGGUGACUAUGGAUCCCAAGUUAGUCGUUUUCUAGAUGGAUAUAGGGAAGGAAGAACAAUAAAGAAGAAAGUGGGUCGUGGUUCCCCAACACUGCUCGGCCUUAAUGCGAUAUACAUUCUCGUUUUCUUGGUCGCCGUUCUUGUUGUUUUGAUGUAUUUUUCUGCGCAAGGCGAGGAGGAUCAUCAGCCAAGAAGAGGAAGAGCCCAUGAGGACUGA
Molecule: messenger RNA, 1590 nt
Organism: Miscanthus lutarioriparius
Lineage: Eukaryota; Viridiplantae; Streptophyta; Magnoliopsida; Poales; Poaceae
Source: the annotation of a GenBank genome assembly